Pungitius pungitius (ninespine stickleback) is the source of this 1115-nucleotide messenger RNA. It is a transcript of the gene rnf151, whose product is annotated as ring finger protein 151. Bases 256 to 996 code for a protein of 246 amino acids. NCBI's taxonomy places the organism in Eukaryota, Metazoa, Chordata, Actinopteri, Perciformes, Gasterosteidae. Gene Ontology annotation, molecular function: zinc ion binding. The record is from RefSeq and is a predicted model, not a curated record. The transcript is spliced from 4 exons.
CGCUGCUAGAACAACAGGGAAAGGACGCGCUCCAAAUAAGCGCCAUUAUCUCCCUUCGUUUUCGUAAUUUUUCUGUUUUCAUUUGUCCCCCACAAACUCACACGCAGAGAGUCCCUCCUUCACGUUUUGUCAGGAAUGUUCAUGCAUGUGUUGUAUUGAUAACGCGGGUGUGUGUUUCGCUUGUGACAUGUGAGAGGACCGAUAUGGAGUAAACCAGCUCCGGGAAUGGAAACACGGUAAAGAGAAAAGAGUGUCAUGGCAGACCCAGAAGUGUCAACACAGAGUGGGGGCUAUGAUGUGGAGCUGUUUGUGGACACUCCAGACUACGAUCUGGUCUGUACCAUAUGCCAGGGGGUCCUCAGGUGUCCAGUAAGAGCUGCCUGCCACCACAUAUUCUGCAAGAAAUGCAUCUUACAGUGGCUAAAGAGGCAGGAGACCUGCCCCUGCUGCAGGAAAACUAUAAACCCAAGCUUGAUCUUUGUCAUGUUCAAGCUGAGCAAAUCUAUUGGACGCAUGAAGAUCAAGUGUAAGAAUGAGAUCCGUGGCUGUGCAGAGACCUUCUCUCUCUCUGAGCAGUACCGCCACAGCAUGAGCUGUCUGUACGAGCUGAUUCCAUGCCCGUACCAGGGCUGCCGAGCGCAGCUCCUCCGCAGAGACCUGGACACCCAUGCACGCCAUUGUGAGCACUGGCGUCAGCCCUGCCACAUGGGCUGCGGGACGAUUCUCUCCCACAGCACCCAGGCCCAACACAACUGCUACAAGCAACUGAGGCAGGAGUAUGAGGUCAGACAGAGGAACCACAGGGCCAUCGCUACUGCCCUGCAGAGGAAGAUGAGGAGGAUGCAGAGCACCAUGGCGCACAUGAAGAGGCAGAUAGGGCUCAUCUGUGAAAGCCUGGAAGUGAUGGACGAUCUGCAUGAAGUGGAAGAGGAGGACCUUGGAGAGAGCAGUGGCAGCUCCAGUGGGACUCCAGGUAGCAACAACAGUAACGGCUGAGGGACACAUACUGCUGCUAAAUGGCUGCUGCUGUGUGACUUUUACAAAUGUUUACACAGGACAAGUUGUGUGUUUUUAGAAUAUGUAAAUGCAUGAACAAAGGGUGAAUUAACUAUUGU